AUGCGGUUCAUACCACAUCUAACCCCUUUUGCGUUGCCCACUUUAGGGGUGACCAUCUUCGCCACCCACUUUAGAGUGACCAUCAUCGACAGUACCUACUAUUUACCUUUGGUGCAGAAAUUUGCAUCAACGAAGAAGAUGCAAGCACAACUUGUUAAUACUGCCAAACAAGUGGAAACGCAGUUAGCCAAUCAAAUGACGUCGACGUCGCUGUCCGCAUUACCUACAUCGACGCUGCCACAGCCGCCAUCAAAUAUGCCAGAAUCAAUACUGUCAACAUCUCAGCCAUCACUGCCACCACCAAAUCAGUCACAAUAUCAGCCGCCACAGAAUCUUCUACAACAGCCGCCACAACUGUCGCCUCUACAACAGCAAGUUUAUCAGCCAACGCCACAAUAUCCGCCGCCAUCACGGUCUAUAAAUUCGGAUAUGUCUGUCCACAAUUCGUAUCCACAAAGUUUUAUAUCUGUUCCACACAAGAAAAUUUAUCCUCUUCCCACAUUUUCAGGUCUUCCAGAAGAAUGGCAAACCUUUUAUGAAGCGUACGAAAGUACCACAGCCGAAUUUGGAUAUAACAGCCUCCACAACAUUAUGCGCCUCAGAGAUGCUAUCAAGGGUCGAGCCAGAGAAACCGUCGAAUCGCUGCUAGGUAAUUCUGCCAACGUCGACACCAUUAUACGAACGCUGCUUGAAACUUUUGGUCGUCCGGAACAGCUGAUUAGAAGCCAAAUUGAAAAGGUUCGUGCCAAUCCACCUUUAGCCAAUGACAACCUGGAAGCCCUGGUAAACUUCGCCAACAAAAUCUCGAACAUGGCCACAUUUGUCAAGAACGUGAAGGGAGAUCACCAUCUUUCCAACCCUUCAUUGUUGAGCGAACUGGUCGCUAAACUUUCCACAAGCCGCCAAAUGCAGUGGGCCGAAAAAUGCCUCCAAUUACAACAACCAGCCACCAUAGUUGACUUUGCAGAAUGGCUAUCAGUACUGCGUCGCCUGGCCAAUAUCGUCCAUGACACCUUGCCGUCAACUUCGACCAAUGCCGCAUCAAACCGCCGCCAUUUUGCUGCUACUGCACCGCCACCAAACCGAAAAUACGUCAACGUCACUGUCAGCCAAUGUCCAGUAUGUAAGGGUGAGUGCACUAACAUAAAACACUGUACAGAAUUUUUAAACAUGUCCAUCGACAAAAGAUGGAACACUAUAAAAGGGCUCAAGAUUUGCUUUUGUUGUUUAAAACGUGGACAUCAAGUUAAAUUUUGACACACAAAACGCCGUUGUGGCGUUAAUGAUUGCCCAAAGCCACACAACAAUUUAUUGCACAGUACACUUUCACAAUCACAACCGGAGCCAGCGACCGAGCCAACUCAUUUGUCCACGACGGCUGGGACACAAAAUAACCGCACGGUCACGUCCGAAGCACAACGACCACAAACCGAAAGACGAAAUUGCCAUGCAGCUCAUUCUCCCGAUAAUGUGCUUUUCCAGAUUUUACCCAUAACUUUGUAUGGGCAGCACAAAACAAUAAGCACUUACGCCUUCGUUGACGACGGCGCCAACGUUUCUAUGCUGGAUCUGGAAAUAGCACGAGAACUUGAACUCCGUGGAAAACCUGAGCACUUGGAGCUGCAAUGGCUUAAUACUCACCGCGUAACACAGAAAACGGAAAAAAUUCGCGUGACCAUCAGUGGAGUUGGCCAAUUUAACAGAAAAUACUUACUUUCCAAUGUUUACGUUUCAUCGGAUAUGUCAUUGCCAGUACAGAGUUGCCAUAUAGCUCAUUUUAUGAAAUCCCAAAAAAGUGACAAAAUCGCCAAUUUAAAUAUGCGGGAUUAUUCUAAUGUUCAACCAAAAAUGAUUUUAAGCUUAACCCAUUCUUUCCUAACAGUUCCCAUUGAGACGCCUACACUUUUAUCCGAAUUUGGACCCAUUGUGUCAACCACCAGAUUAGGCGCUGUUAUAUAUGGACCAAUUCCUGGUGAAGAACCAACAAAUAUAAAGAGGGCUUUGCACGUAAGGAAGUGUGUGUACCAAAAUGAUGUUUUGAAGGAGUUGAGCGAUAUGAUGCGUGGUUAUUUUGAUGUGGAGACCCUUGGAACCAAAAUACCCGUGAAACCUAUAAAAUCCAAAGAAGAUGAGAGAGCAAUGGGCAUAUUGGAAACAAACACAAAGCAAGUAAAUGGCCGAUAUGAAUGUUCGUUGUUGUGGAGAGAAGAUGUGAGACCGAUCCCUGACUCAUACAACAUGGCUUUGAAUCGUUUGUACUCUGUGGAACGUAAGAUGGCAGUGAGUAUAAAAUGGAAUAUUGCGAUAAAAUAGCAAAUUAUGUUAAAAAAGGAUAUUGCCGUAAAUUAUCGGAUGAAGAAAAAUCUAUAAUGCGCGAACGGACCUUUUAUUUGCCCCAUUUUGGUGUAAUAAAUCCAAAUAAAAAAGGAAUUUCGGCUGGUUUUUGAUGCGGCGGCCGAGGUUAUGAACUUCUCAUUAAACAAAGCCUUACUUCCUGGUCCUGACAUUAAUAACUCAUUAAUUUCAAUUCUUUUUAAAUUUAGAGAAUCCCCCAUUGCUGUAUGUGGUGACAUACAAGAGAUGUUUCACCAGAUCGCCAUUGCCAGGAAAGACCAAGAUAGCCAAAGAUUUCUGUGGAGAGAUGGCAAUCCUGAUCAGCCUGUGGACACUUAUGUUAUGGAAAGGCUUAUUUUUGGAGCCACCUGUUCACCAACCAUUGCCCAAUAUGUCAAGAAUAAAAAUGCGACAAAAUACAUCGAAAAGUCACCAAGAGCCGUCCAUGGUAUCAUCGAACGUCAUUAUGUGGAUGAUUAUGUCGAUUGCUUCGAAACUGAAGAUGAAGCCCUUAAUGUUGUUCGCGAAGUGGUAAGGAUCCAUAAAUCCGGUGGUUUCCAUCUUCGCAACAUAAUAUCCAACAGUGAACGAGUGGCAAUACUAUGUGGUAAUAAUCCUGGCAAUGGCGAGAGCAGUGGCAACUUUCUUUUUGGUGACAGCAUAGAACGGGUACUCGGUAUUCAUUGGGCACCAAAGGCAGAUGAUUUUUGUUUUCAUUUGCGUUUGGCCAAAGUGGACAAAAAUAUAUUAAAUUUUAUAAAGGUGCCAACAAAAAGGGAGAUGCUCGGCCUAAAUAUGUCCGUAUACGACCCAUACGGAUUCCUGUGCGACUUUAUGGUGACGUCAAAGGUGCUAAUGCAGAAGGUCUGGAAAUGUGGGAUUCUUUUACGGUGAUACAGUGGAUUCGGUCAGAUCACCGAAAAUACAAGCAAUAUGUGGCAAAUCGUGUGGCUGAGAUAUUGAACGGCAGCAGCAUUGAACAAUGGAGGUGGUGCCCUGGUAACGAGAACACUGCAGACGAAGGAACUCGCUCAAAACUGUUCAAGCCAUAUGAACCCGAAGGACGUUGGAAAAAUGGACCAACGUUUUUGCUGAAGGCGGAAUCGUAUUGGCCGAGUGAGGUGCACAAUCAAACGAAAAAGGAUGAAAGUGGCUCAGAACUGCGAUCCAAGCACAGAGUUCUGGUGGCUCAGAAGGUAUGUUGGUGCAUUCCAAAUAUUGAUAAUUUUUCCAAUUACAGAAGGCUGGAACGGGCUAUGGCAUGGGUGUUCCGGUAUGUGCAAAACAUGAGCCGUAAAAUCAAAGGUGAGGCGUUGUUCUUGUGUGAUCUGUCCCUGGAAGAAGAAGAGAAUGCCGUGUCUUAUCUGUGCCGUCAUGUGCAACGUCAACAAUACGAAGACGAACUUGAGGACCUGAAAAAACAACACUCAGUGAGCCAAAGCAGCCAAUUAUUGUCGCUGAAUCCCUUUGUUGGCCAAGAUGGCUUAAUUCGUGCGUCUGGGAGAAUCCAAAAUUCUGUCUUUUUGAAUCUGGAAGCCAGUCAGCCCAUAAUUUUGCCGAAAAAUCAUCGGUUCACCAGGUUAUUGGUGGAAUUCUACCACAGAAAGUUCCUGCACAUCAACACUGCCACUGCUAUGAGCGAAAUACGUCAAAAGUACUGGGUGCCAUCACUGCGUCAACUAUUAAAUAGCAUCCAGAGCCACUGUUCCGCCUGCAAACUUCGUCGAGCCAAGCCACGUCAACCCCAGAUGUGAUUAUUUUGGCCCAGUAAGUGUAAAAGGUGGGUUGCUCUUUUUACCUGCUUUACAACCCGUGCCAUCCACCUGGAGAUUGCCACAGACCUAUCCAGCGAUGCUUGCCUGAUGUGUAUCCAUAAGAAGCGACAACGGGACCAAUUUUGUUGGCAUAGCAAAGGAAUUACAAGGUAUUGAUAUGUUUUUGGAUACUAAUAGUCUCUCUUCAGGUUUGACGGCACUGGGCAUCAAAUGGAUAUUCAACACUCCGUUGAAUCCAAAUGAAGGCGGCGUAUGGGAACGGCUUGUGCAGUCCGUGAAGAAGGCAUUGUACAUCAUGUUGAAGGAGCAGGCUCCAAAGCUCGAAACGCUCCAAUCGUUUCUAAUCGAAGCAGAGAACAUCAUCAAUUCGAGACCCUUGACUCAUCUACCAGUGACUCCCGAAGACCCGGAACCAUUGACCCCGAAUCAUUUUCUGCUUGGGUGCACUAAUUCAACCCAAACUCCGGCACCAUAUGAGCCCAGAUUGAUGUGUCUUCGAAAGCAGUGGCGUGUGGUGCAGAACUUAAAGAACGGCAUGUGGCAUCAAUGGCUGCAUGAAUAUCUUCCUGAGCUGACGAGAAGGACGAAAUGGUGUUUGCCAUCACAACCGUUGGACGUGGGCUGCCUUGUUUUUAUUUGUGACCCAGAUCUUCCAAGAAGCCAAUGGAAAAGAGGGCGUGUCAUCGAGCUCCAUCGCGACAAAGAUGGUGUAGCACGUUCAGCCGAAGUGCGCACAGAUGUGUGUGUCUACCGCCGUCCUGUUUCCAAGUUGGCCAUACUAGACGUUGAAGACUCUGCUGGUGAAGGUGAAGCCUCCCCCUCUGGGUCAGUUCACGGGGGUGGGGAUGUCGUUUGAGGACAACCCUGCUCGACGGUAACCCUGUUGUUGCAAAAUGCUGGUGCAACUGACAGCAAUGAAGUACAAUGGCUGAAAUAUCCCAAGCCAAUUUGCAACAUAUCUUCAUUUUGUUUAUUGUUUUUGUUUAUUUUUAAGCCAAUUUUUUGUAUAAAUAGGCCCUUCUGGCAAAUACUUGUUCUUUUCUAUUCGUGAUACCAAAAAAAAACAUGUAAGUCGUGCUUUGCAUUUUUUGUUGUAAUUUUUAUUGAACUUGUUAAAGUUCUAAAGUGUUAAAUGUAAAUUUUAACUUGAAUCUUUAUUUAUUAAUAGUGAAUAAACAACACAUUAACGUAAUCUCACACCUUAAACACACACACACACAUCAAAUGUACAACCCUUAUAUUUAAAAUACAAAACACAUAUCAAGCAAAAUAAAUAUAUCCAGCAGUUUCAUCAUUUCAAACAUAAA
Messenger RNA from Stomoxys calcitrans (stable fly), 5416 nucleotides. RefSeq lists its product as uncharacterized. The coding region runs from base 1 to 1257 and encodes 418 amino acids. NCBI's taxonomy places the organism in Eukaryota, Metazoa, Arthropoda, Insecta, Diptera, Muscidae. The transcript has 2 exons. The record is from RefSeq and is a predicted model, not a curated record.